Messenger RNA from Porites evermanni, 2602 nucleotides. Lineage: Eukaryota; Metazoa; Cnidaria; Anthozoa; Scleractinia; Poritidae. The record is from the annotation of a GenBank genome assembly.
CCCACAAGUGAUAGCCUGGCACCUUUAUUAAAGAGUAAGGUAAGAUCAAUAGUUUGCUACGUUUCUUUCCUUUAUCUUUCCAUACGUUUAAGUUUAAAUUAAGUUUACUUUUAAAAAUAUUUUAAAAUGGUCAAAAUGGCUCUCUAAUAGUCAUCUUAUAUCCCUAAAUUGUCUAGAAAUGCUUUAAGGGAAACUAAGCUUCUAAAAACUAUGCAAUAAAACUCCAGGAACCACAAACUCAGCUAAAAUUCCCUCAUGCCACUUGACAGAGAAAAGUCUUACCAGUCGAUCUAAUUGUUCUUAAAACAUAGCCAGUCUUAACGUCUUAAUGAUGCUGACAGUUUCGAUGACUGCCAGCCAUAUUUAUCAAAACUUGAAAAACAUUAAAAGUGUCAGAAGCCUUAAAUAGGCUUCUGAAGGUGUUAAUUAUUGUUGCGAUAAACGCGCAAAGUCACUCUGUAGACGCCCCCUCCCCCCUGGUUUGACUUUGCGCGUUUGAUCGCAAUACUUAUAACUGGCUAUGUUUUAAGAACAUUUAAAUCUACUUAUUAACUUCACUAGCCUGAUGAAUUUCUUCAAAAAAAAAAAAGUCUUACUAAUGGCAACACGUGUGCAUGCAGCGUUACCGUUACAAAAUCUUUAAGAGACUGUCGUCAAGGCUUGCGUUAUAUUUUGAAUUUUAAUGGGCCAAUUGUAUGACAACUUUCCGAAAUAUACCUGACUUUUAUCCCAUGUUUUAAAGACCGGACAAAUUAUUGGUAACGGAAGUUUCAAUUCUACCUUUUCUGCUAGAUCUUUAAAUGAAAUUAAUAACACUGAGAGACCAUGAUGCCUACUCCAUCCUACUCCAUAAAAAUCCUCACUAGUUCAUCCGUUACUAAAAAUCAGCACGAAUCACUUUUCAUCUUUUCCUAUUGUAAUUUUAGUAACAGGCUUUUGCUCUUCGUAUAAUGCAUUGCGUAUCUAAAGGAGCAAAAUUAGUAAUAUUUACCCGAUGAAAGUCAUUCGCGACAUUUAUUUCUAGGCCAUUAAUUUGUGAUCUGCCUUUAGAUCGGUAACGGAAGUUUCAUAAAAAUCCCGGACAUCAGUUCACUGUAGUCAAAAGCAACAAAACUGAUCUGCAGUGAGAAAAGUUAGUGUAGGACUCUAACUUAAGUCCUUCCACAGACAUUGUAUCGAUUAGUAUCCAUACGGUAUAACGCGACAAGCAAAAAUAUACCGGAACAUUCUAUACCUACGUGCACCCUCUCUGCGGACAUAGCAAAAUGCAUGACACAUUUGACCUUGAUUCCCUUAAAGCUUACUGCAUACAGGAUCACAAAUAGGCCCUGUUGCUAUUUAUUUGGGCAUAUUUUAGGUAUUUAUCAGCGAAAUGAUUAUGGGAAACGAUUUGAGACCGCAAAUAUUGCCAUGGACACCAAAACAUGGUACCUUACCCAAUUAACUUGAUAUGAGUGUGUAACUCAUUUAGUAACACACUCACAUCCUACCCUAUCUUUCAGAUGGAAAGUACAUUUUUCCUUUUGUUCUUUGUCUUGUGCGCAUGUACAUCUUUGGUGAGGUGUGCAGAGGAACCCCAGAAGGGAGGGGCAGAGCAACGACCAGGUAAGGGAAAAGUCUCAAUUAACUGAAAUAUUCUAUUACCUCACCAACAAAAAUUCUCAAAUAACUCUGAAUAAUUGCUGGUUUUACCAGAGCAUAAGGUGUUGGUCAGCUAUAUUGAUGGCUGUUGGUCUCUAGGCCAUUUCCGAGUUGCCCAAAGCUUCUGUUUCAAAGCGCAUCUAAGUGCCAAGCUAGGCCACUUCCAAAAAUCAUUCAUACGAAUACUGCACAAAAUCUCCCGAUCUCACCUUAAAUGACCCCUGAGCCUAGCGCGACUUCCAACCAAGGUCGUUAGUUAAUGGGUAAAAUCAUGCUGACUUGAAUAAAGACCUUGUCGAAGGUUAGCCUGUGUCAGGUUCUCAGAUACUAGGCAGGGGUGUCUCGGAAACCAGGUUUUUUGUGGAAAAAUGUGACGCGCGGGUGUUUUCCAACCAGUUUCACGAUCUCUGCAAAAUAGUAUUUUGGAGCUUGGAAAAGGCUAACCUCGGGUCAGAUGACCUCGUCUUUUGCCGAUGAAGUAAAGCUGUCCAUCUAUAGUGUCUAUGGCCUUAUUGACGUCAAUUAGAAGGGAAAAGAGAAGACCCCCUGGUGUGAGUCGAAAAGAACAGGGCAGGUAGACUGCGGUCAAGUGCGGUAUCAUGGUCUAUCUGCUAUUGAGUUUGGUAGGGUGGGGUCAGAACACACAUGGGAUGAAACAGCAGCCGAUUGCUCCUUCAUUUGGUGACGUCCUAUCACCCCCUCAAUUCAGCCAUCAGCUUCGAGGGAUUGAAGAAUCGGAACCAGUAAUUUUCCUUCUUUUAGGCACCUUCAAAAUGUCUAUUUUUGUAUGCUCUUCUUGGUAGAUUCACACCACAGCCCAGGAGGUACAACAUCUCUUUAUGGCGGGGACAUCAAAUUCACACCGAAACAAAAGGAAAACAUGAAAAAGUACGGAACUCCGAACGGUCCACAAACUCGAGCUGCCAGCAACGUAGACAGUGAAAGGUGGCCCAACGCUGUC